Messenger RNA from Pieris brassicae (large cabbage white), 2226 nucleotides. It is a transcript of the gene Lapsyn, whose product is annotated as toll-like receptor 2. The transcript has 5 exons. Gene Ontology annotation, molecular function: protein binding. The coding region runs from base 316 to 1371 and encodes 351 amino acids. The record is from RefSeq and is a predicted model, not a curated record. NCBI's taxonomy places the organism in Eukaryota, Metazoa, Arthropoda, Insecta, Lepidoptera, Pieridae. Gene Ontology annotation, cellular component: extracellular matrix.
AUCGCACAACCAAUCAGAACAUACAGAUAGGACGUCAAUUACACUAGAUAUUUGACUGUGACGAUGUUGGUUCAUAUAGCCAUUGUCUCAAAGUAGAAUAGGUUUCGUUGAUGGACAAGAGCUGAUAAAAGAUAACCGCGACAGUAGCAUUUGAUCCUCUGUAUGGAAAACAUCUCUAUAGUGGUUGUCGGUCGGGAACGACCUAAUUGAAUCAAUUGAACAAGCGUCUUCCGUUAAUUUGCGGGUCUGUAGAGUGCGUGUGUCUGCUAAAGUUUGUGUGAUGCUGGUGAUGUGGAUACCGGAGUUCGAUAUUCGAUGAUCGUUUACGCUGACUUUAAAAUGAACAGAUUACAAACAUGUAUUAUACUGGUGUUAUUCAGUUCUGUAUCUGCUAAGCAGAUGACGGAUAUUGAAGCUCUUGCAUCAACGCCAACUAGAUGUACCUAUGAAUAUGCGUAUGAUAUGUACGGGGCCCACUGCGGUGGUCUCAGACUAAGUAAGAUACCAAGUCUUAGAGCUGGAAUAGAGAUCCUUGACUUCAGCGACAAUAAACUACAAGAAAUUCACGAUGACACAUUAUCUUCGUAUACCAGCAUAAAGUUCCUAUAUCUGUCAGAAAACCAAAUAUACUCUAUCGACGAGAAUGCAUUCUACUACCUAACUAAUCUCCAAACUCUAGAUCUGUCUAAGAACGUUAUUCUGACCCUGCCAGAGUCGAUUUUCCACUUGCCAACCUUGCGUAAUCUAUAUUUACACGGAAACCCACUGCUGCAUAUUCGUUUAAGCAACCUUCAAUUGACUAAGCCUAUAAAAGCCCCUUUAGAACUUUUGGACUUAUCAGAGUGUAAGUUAAAAGCUCUACCGGACUGGGGUAUUUUGCCUCAACUACUUCUAUAUAAUAUCUCACACAAUCCUUUAACUUCUCUCGAGGCCCAGCACUUUAGUUCUAUGUGCAAGUUAUCAAAAGUGGAUCUGACAGAAUCUAUUGACAGUCUACAGUUAUGCGACAUGAGAGCAACAAUAUCGUGGUUUCAGCUCAAGAACAUUUACUUUCAGUUAGCAGAUUACACCAGGCUUAAUUCUCGAGAGUUUGAGCACUGUACAAAAGAGGAACUGCCUAAUAAUCUCAACAUAACAUAUCAUCAAUGCCAAAAUCAAUACACACAGGCUCAGAUAAUAAAGUCUUCACGUCGUACAUGGCUCACCAUCGGUGGUGGCUUGGCAGGAUUCCUCGUAGGAUUUGUCUUAUUCCUUUACGUCAUGCACAGACAUAACGUAGCACAAACGAAAAAGCUCGAUAAGGAGACUAAGAAAAUCCCUCCAGAUGGCGACAAACAAGCAUCUACCGUCCUUUUAAAUGAUGUAGCAUAACUUAAAGGCCUACUUUUCUAUUAAGUUUCGUAUUAGUCAUAUGCGCCGGCCAAAAUGGUUUACAUACAUACUUUAUAAAGUAUAUAAAAACUAAAUCUAUUCUAUCAGUCCAUUUGCACUUAUUUAACUGAAUUGCUCUUUCGUCUCUUUGAUGAAGAGUGAGUAUUUUAGUGAAUACGAUGCAAUAAGACUGAUUUUUUUUAAAUAAGUAAAUAAAUAUAUACCCAUAUUGGAACUUCAAUGUGUUAGACGACUAUUGAGCAUUGAACGACCUAUCCCAAAGAGUUUAAGUUAUUUUCCAGAAAUCUUUAUUGCAAUUGUGUAAAAGAUAUUUGCUACUAACCUUAGUCAUGUGACUGUGUAAGAAAAAAUAUUUUACCCAUAGGAGUAAUGAAUAUGCGAGGCUUAAAAGGCUGACUAGAAUAACAUAUUUCAAAUAUUGGUGUAUAGGUGUGCCAUGUUUGCGUAACUUAUAUAAUAAUAUUAGUACCACUUUAAUAUAAGUUAAUUAUGGAUUUUAAAUGAAGUUAAAGAAUCUCCGCGUUUACAGAAACACCUCAUGGUUUAAUAAAAAUUAUUGUAUAAUAUAAAACAAACAUAAUUUCGUAUUGAUUUAAUUAAUUUAUAUUUUCAAAAACGUCUGAACGCAGGUGUGGAAAUUUACUUGAAUAAGAAUUUAAUUUAUUAACGGAUAGAUUUUGUUUUGAAUGAAUUGGAUUGUUUAUGCCAAAGAAGUUAUGUUUUUAUAAAGGACAGUUUAAUAUUAAGUUUAAGGGUUAAUAUUCACUUGUGACAUGUUUAACUAAUUCUCUGUGAUAAACAUAAUAUUAUCAAAGAUUAAAAAUAUUUUAUUUA